AUGGAUGCCAGUGCAUGGGACCGAGAGCAUUACCAGCGUAAUGCUAUGGUCACCCAAGUACUUCCCAACUUGCUUGGAAAAAAGGCACCGAAUAUGGGAGAUGUCAUCAUAGUGUCGGACGUCGAUGAGAUCCCACGACCGGAAACAAUCGACCUGCUGAGGAAUUGCGACUUCCCAGAGCGCGUCGACAUUCGGAGCAAAUUCUUUCCAUACUCAUUCCAGCUCCACCGAACAGACGGAGAAUGGUACCAUCCUCAAGCAACAUACUGGCGCGGCAACGAGACCAUCCUACCAGAGUCAUUGAGAAUGACACAAGUUGCCUACGAGUUCAAAAACGCCGCCUGGCACUGCACAACGUGCUUCUCCAGCUUAGCUGAAUUCGUCGCCAAAAUUAACGCCUUCAGUCAUCAAGAGUGGAACAGAGCUGAAUUCAAAGAUCCCGACCAGAUCGUCCGCCGUGUGCGCACCGGAGUCGACCUCUUCGAUAGAGGCUUCCCAUAUCAAAAAGUACCAGAAAAUGAGAUGGAUGUCCCCUCAUAUCUGCUGAAGCACAAACAAAAGUUCGCAUACCUGUUGGACCGGGAGCCCGCCAACGCGAAUUUUCGCGACUAUGUACCGCCCAUGACGGACGAUGACAGUUACGAUAAAUCAGACGAGCUGUCAUGA
Messenger RNA from Lithohypha guttulata, 666 nucleotides. RefSeq lists its product as uncharacterized. Gene Ontology annotation, molecular function: beta-1,4-mannosylglycoprotein 4-beta-N-acetylglucosaminyltransferase activity. Gene Ontology annotation, biological process: protein N-linked glycosylation; N-acetylglucosamine metabolic process. The coding region runs from base 1 to 666 and encodes 221 amino acids. NCBI's taxonomy places the organism in Eukaryota, Fungi, Ascomycota, Eurotiomycetes, Chaetothyriales, Trichomeriaceae. Gene Ontology annotation, cellular component: membrane. The transcript has a single exon. The record is from RefSeq and is a predicted model, not a curated record.